AUGCUGCGACGCGUGGCCGCGCUGGCGCUGCGCCCUCGUGCGGGCCAGCUCCCCUCGAUCACGGGUCCUGUGUCACCGCUGCUGCGGUCAUGUCGGCUCCAGGUCGCCCGUGCGCUGACCACAGCAAGUCCUAGCCGGCCCCCUCGAGUAGCCAUCGUCGGCGGUGGUCCAUCAGGCUUUUAUGUAGCGCAUUUUCUCCUCAAGGCACACCCCGAAGCGAGGGUUGACAUAUUUGAAAAAUAUCCCGUUCCGUAUGGCCUUGUUCGCUAUGGCGUCGCCCCCGACCAUCCUGAGGUCAAAAACUGCAUCAAUCAAUUUGAAGCGACAGCUGCCCUCCCCAAUGUCCGGCUCUUUGGCAAUGUGCAUGUCGGAAACGACCUUUCACUUGCCGAUGUGCGUGCGCGCUACGACGCCGUCGUCUUAAGUUAUGGCGCAGCUGGCGAUCGUCCCCUCAACAUCCCAGGCGAAGACCUUCAGGGCGUUAUGUCUGCUCGUGAAUUUGUCGCUUGGUACAACGGGGACCCGGCCGCAGCUGCCACCGACAUUGAUCUGCGAGGCCCGCAAGCCGUUGUUUUUGGCAUGGGAAACGUCGCUUUGGAUGUGGCUCGCAUCUUGCUCUACAAUCCUGCCGAGUUGGCUUCAACUGACAUCAGCACGCGAGCCCUGUCCAAGCUGGCUGAUCAAAACGGCAUCCAAGCCGUGCGCAUUGUGGGCCGUCGUGGGCCUCUCGAGGUGACCUGCACGGUCAAGGAAUUGCGCGAGCUGAAGAAGCUGGUGCCCACCGACAUGGACUUUUUUGAUUACACAACGGCUUGGAUCGACGCCAAUCGGCCGCGCCGCCGAACACUCAUGUUGCUACAGGAACUUGCCGGCAAGGCCGAGCACACGGACGCAGCCGCGGCUGCUACACCACGAGCCUGGGGGUUUGAUUUUAAUCUCGCACCAGAGGAAUUCCUACCCGACCCCGAUGACCCAGUACGUAUUUUGAAUGCGAAUAACUCAAGCUUGCCGCUGCCUUCGAUGAGCAGCGAGGCCAUUAUCUUCACGAAAAUGGUACGAGCACAUGUGAAACUUGCCGAUGACCGGCACACAUCUCUGCCUUUUCAUCAUUCUAUUGGCUCCGGGCUGUCAGGUCGCAUCAAGGACCAGCCACACUUGUAUUGCAGCGGCUGGAUCAAGAACGGUCCCAUUGGCACCAUUGCCAUCACAAUGGCCGAUGCACAAGACACGGCACAAAGUAUUGCACAAGACCUUGAGCUUCAACUUACCAACCUCGACCCCAGUGAUGACUGUGCCGAUGUUGCUGAGCUUCUGCGACGUCGCAAGAAAACUGUUGUGGAUUACGCGGGCUGGCAACGCAUCAGGGACACCGAGCUGAGCACUGUACGGUCCAUGCCUGCUCACUCGCGACGCGUCUGA
This is a messenger RNA of Monosiga brevicollis MX1, 1419 nucleotides long. RefSeq lists its product as uncharacterized. NCBI's taxonomy places the organism in Eukaryota, Choanoflagellata, Craspedida, Salpingoecidae. The record is from RefSeq and is a predicted model, not a curated record. Gene Ontology annotation, biological process: ubiquinone biosynthetic process. Gene Ontology annotation, cellular component: mitochondrion. Bases 1 to 1419 code for a protein of 472 amino acids. The transcript has 10 exons.